Molecule: messenger RNA, 1008 nt
Organism: Kluyveromyces lactis
Lineage: Eukaryota; Fungi; Ascomycota; Saccharomycetes; Saccharomycetales; Saccharomycetaceae
Exons: 1
Coding region: 1-1008 (335 amino acids)
Molecular function (GO): zinc ion binding; glutaminyl-peptide cyclotransferase activity
Source: RefSeq, a predicted model, not a curated record
AUGCUGUUCGUUUGGUUUCUCUUACAAUUAUGGUUUCUUCAAGGCUGUGUUUGUGAAUUUCCAUUCAAAAGCUACUAUGAUUCAACAUUGGCAGACCUAAUGAGUAUUAACGAAACUUAUUCCGGUCCGCUAUUGAGCCCUUUCAACAAGACGAGAGUGCCAGGUUCAAAGGGUUCGAAAGAGGUACAAGAGUUUGUCUUAGAUGAGUUUAAAUCUAUGAAUCAGAACUGGGCAGUCGAAUUACAAAAUUUUGAAGAAAACGGGUACGAGUUCACCAAUAUGAUCUUUAGCCUUGGAUCAAAUGAUAGUUAUCUUGCUCUUGCUGCUCAUUAUGAUUCGAAGCUGGAACCAGAUGGGUUCAUUGGGGGUAUUGACAGUGCUGCACCAUGUGCAAUGUUACUAUACCUAUCUCAUUUUAUAGAUGACGUUAUUACUGAGGAUUUAUCAGUGAUAGAUCCAACGUUACUAGGGCAAUUUACUGGUGUUAAAAUUAUCUUCUUUGAUGGGGAAGAAGCUUUCAAGGAAUGGACGAGUACAGAUUCUUUGUACGGAUCACGACACGCAGCAGCAAAAUGGGAAAAAGAUGGAACCUUGGACAAAAUGGACCUAUUCGUAUUGCUAGACCUUCUAGGUGGUAAAGAAUCCAUCACCGUCCCAAAUUACACCAAAGCCGCUCGAGCAUUCUACAAAAACUUGCUACAAAUUGAGAGAACGUAUAACAAGUUCUACGGCGCAUCGGACAAAAUUUUCCAAAGUUCGGUAAGUAAUAACAUCCGCAUAUCAGAUGAUCAAGAACCCUUUUUUACGCGAGGAGUCAAGACGUUACAUUUGAUUCCAUUCCCAUUCCCCUCAUCUUGGCACACCUUAGCUGAUGACUACGCUCAUCUCGAUGAGAAACAUAUCCAUAAAUGGUGCAUAAUAAUGUGUGAAUUCAUAAUAAAAUAUUGGAACCCAGACAAAGUGCCGCUCCAUCCAUUCAAACCAGUAAUUCAAGAGAUCACUUCGUAA